AUGUCAGCAUCAGAGCUGGCAUUGAUCCAUGGAACGGGCUGUGUCGGUGCGGUGUUGAGCAUUGGCAUGGCAUUGGUGCCGCUCAGAGAGAUGAUCCGUGCCAGGGCAGUUGGAAGCUUGAACGGCUUUGACACAAGGCAGCUGCCAGUUCAAUUCGUGAACUUCUACAUUUGGGCGGUGUGGGCCGUGCAAGUUGGGGACAUUUGGGUCUUCCUGGCUUCGAGCCCCUCCGCGGCAGUUUGCCUUUUCAACAUCACCAGCGCCAUCGCAUUGCUCUCGCAGGAGGAGGGUGCCGUCAGCCAGUUGUGCAAACCAUUCGACGGUGCCUUCUUCCGACGCAGUCCAUCCAGGGCCUGGCACGAUGCCAGCAGAGAGCAGCGCGGCAAAACGGUGCGAAAGCUGGAGCUGCAGACUGUGGGAGGAUUCCUUGCGGUGUCUUUCAUCAGCUGCUUCUUGGGCAAGUGGGAGCUCGCGGGCCUGGAAGUCGUCAGCGAUCUCUUCCCCGUGUCGCUCAGGGAAGAGGUCUUGGGCAGCUUGGCAUCAAUGGCGGCCUUCGUCGCGUAUUGCCGGCCCAUUAUGCGCCUGUAUACCUAUUGCUGUCGACGGGAUGCCUCGCCGAUCCUCUUGCCUCUGGUCUUGAUGGUGCUACUCAGCAAUACCUUGUGGACCAUCUAUGGCGUCAGCACUCUCAACCCCUGGGUCUAUGUCCCCAAUGGUUCGGGGGCCUUGGUGUGCAUCAUGCAAGUCCUAGUGCGGCUCAUCUUCCCGGGACGCGCGGAUCGGCUUGAAGGCCUGGACAAAGCCGGCCAAGCCAAAGACCUGGAGGCGAACUCCCUGGAUGCCCAGCAUGGCGCACCUCUGCGCCUGUCUUCCCAGCAAAGUAUCCACGAAGACUACUUGCUUUGGCAGAAGGACUACUACAGAUGGCGGUCUAUGGCCAGAACCUCAAACACGCCAUCGACGACGUCAAGGGAUGAGGACGCAGUGGAAAGCGCGGAAAGUGAGGAUGGCCAGCUGCUGCCCAACCAGGCUUCAAAGCAGUGA
Symbiodinium natans is the source of this 1044-nucleotide messenger RNA. NCBI's taxonomy places the organism in Eukaryota, Dinophyceae, Suessiales, Symbiodiniaceae. The record is from the annotation of a GenBank genome assembly.